Helianthus annuus (common sunflower) is the source of this 2034-nucleotide messenger RNA. RefSeq lists its product as uncharacterized. Gene Ontology annotation, molecular function: zinc ion binding; nucleic acid binding; aspartic-type endopeptidase activity. Gene Ontology annotation, biological process: proteolysis. Bases 1 to 2034 code for a protein of 677 amino acids. The record is from RefSeq and is a predicted model, not a curated record. The transcript is spliced from 2 exons. NCBI's taxonomy places the organism in Eukaryota, Viridiplantae, Streptophyta, Magnoliopsida, Asterales, Asteraceae.
AUGAUGAUGAGUAAGAUAGACGAGUUAAAGGGAAUGAUUAAUGCAAUGCAAGAGAGGAAAGGAACUCGCAAGUGCACAUACAAGGAAUUUAUGGCGUGCAACCCGUUACCAUUCAAAGGAGAAAUUGAUCCCAUAGUAUGCCAAAGGUGGAUUGCAAGUACGGAAGCAGUGUUCGUAAGGAGUCAUUGUGAAAAGGAGGAUCAAGUGAUGUUCGCCACCGGUUUGCUACAACUCCGAGCUAAGGAUUGGUGGGAUGUUUAUAGUAAAGAGCUUGGGGAAGAAAAAGUUCAAGUCUUGACAUGGCAGGAGUUCAAGGAACCUUUUCUGAAGCAUCACUGUCCACAAUCUGCCAUCGACAAGAUCCAAGAAGAUUUCUUACAUCUUCGUCAGAAAGAUGAAACCAUAGAUGAAAUCACCAACGUUUUCCUUGACAAGCUGAAGUUCUGUAACGAGAUAGCAGGAACGGAGAGAAUGAAGAUAACCCGUUAUUAUGGUAUGUUGAAGGCUGAAUAUCGGGAGUUCAUAAUUCCCGCUAAAUGUGAAACUUUGAAUGAGCUCAUUGAACUGGCCCGAGAUAGGGAGAUUGAAAUGAGAAGACAGGCGGAAAGGGGCGAAAAGAGAGCAUCUGAAAAUGUUUCUAGCUCGAGCCCUUCAAAGAAACCAAAAUUUCAAGAUCAAGGCAAGAAGGAUAAGGCGAAGGGUAGUAUUCCAAAAUGCAAAACGUGCGGAAAGUUACACACGGGGGAAUGUUUGAAAGGGAAAAAGGGUUGUUACAACUGUGGUCAAGAGGGACACCCAUACUAUAGGUGCCCUAAUCCUUCAAGAACGUGUUACAACUGUUUCCAACCGGGUCAUAUUAAGGCUGAGUGUCCCAAGCUUCAACAGAAAACUGACAAGGAGGCAAGAAAGGAGGAAGCCCCAAGAGCUAAGGGGAGGAUGUUUCAGAUCACAACCGAGGAAGCGAAGGACCACCCGAAUGUUGUAUCAGGUAUAUUCUCAUUGAACUCGAUGCCUACGUAUGUGUUAUUUGAUACCGGUGCCAGUAGAUCGUUUGUAUCAAGUGAAUUAGUGUCACACCCCUCCUUUAGAAUCGAAAGACUGCGUGUACCAUUAGAAGUAGAAAUAGCCGAUAGUAAGAGUUACUUGUUGCACGAAGUUUGUAGAGAUUGUGAAAUAAUCAUUGAAGACGAAAAGUUUGCUAUCGACCUUAUUCCCAUGAUAUUGGGGGAAUUUAAGGUUAUAGUUGGCAUGGAUUGGCUAGCUAAACAUCAGGCCGAAAUUCAAUGUGAGAAGAAGGUAAUUCAUGUGUUAACAUCGGAAGGAAAACGAGUAAGCAUACAAGGGGAAAGGAAUAUCAAUUCGAGGCUUUGUUCUAUAGUCCAAGCAUACAAGUACGUACGAAAUGGAAGCAAGGCAUUUCUAACUUAUGUGGUGGAUACUAAGCAGAAUAUCCCUAAGAUAGAAGAGGUUGAAGUUGUGAAUGAGUUUCUUGAUGUUUUUCCGGAAGAUUUACCGGGGCUUCCACCGGAACGCGAAGUGGAUUUCAAGAUCGAAUUAUACCCUGAUGCCAAACCUGUAGCCAAGGCCCCUUAUAGGCUGGCCCCAACAGAAAUGCGGGAGCUAAUGGUACAAAUACAAGAAUUGCUCGACAAGGGAUUUAUACGCCCGAGUGUCUCGCCAUGGGGAGCGCCUAGGUGUGACCACGGGGCUGUGCCCAGCAGGCACGGGACCAUAGCCGGGAGUUCCAUUUUCAUCUUUUUGAAAUUUUCGUUUUGUUUUCUUAGUAUGUCGAGCCAAAACAGUGGAACAUCAACAACCAACUCAAGAAACAGUCGAAGAGGAAGAAGACCGUCAAUCAAUGCUACCCUUGUCCGCUAUGUGUAUGCAUUAAGGGAAGCCAUCGACGAAAUGACAUCGGUGGAGGAGAUCCUCAUUGACCGUAUCAACUACUUGACGGUGGGACUAGAGAAUAGCUUCCAAGAAAUCAACCUUUUGCACCAAAGGUUGAACAUUCUUGCUAUGCCACCCAUGUAA